UGUGUAAAUAGAACAUGCUGCGCAUGCAUGCUUUUUUUUGUUGAUCGUUCAUGAGACAAUUCUUUUUUGAGAAUCUGAGUUUUUUUUUGUUGAAAUUCUUUGUUUUUCUUUUGAUAUUCCGUGUUGUAAACAGAUUAACUAUCGAUAAGGAUAGAUAACGUUCGUGCAAGAAACAGUUUAAAAAUGGGACAUAAACGAAGUUUGGAAAAUACGAAUGGUCAUGUUGAUGGUCACGAAGAAGUAGUUCUUGUUGAUCAACAACCAUCAAGUAAAAAGAUGAAAACAUCAAAAAAAUCUAAUGAAUCAAUUCAACUUGACGAUACUAAUACGGAUGAAAUGUCAAUCAAAAAUGAAUUAAUAGAAAAUGGUGGUGAAAAUGUUGAAAUUGUUCCACGAACACGACGUGACAUGAUACAAUUACCAUAUGAUCAGAAAUUGAAAUUUGUAUCGGUCAUCGCUCAACCAAUGGCUGGAAAAAAAUUGGCUAAAAAAAUAUUUAAAUUAUUACGUAAAGCAAGUAAACAAUCACGAAAAGAACAGCUACGUAUUGGAUUAAAAGAAGUACAGCUUCGUAUACGUAAAGGUGAACGUGGAAUAAUUGUAUUUGCUGGCGAUGUUACACCAAUCGAAAUUAUGUGCCAUUUACCGGCCGUUUGUGAAGAUAAAGAUAUACCAUACAUUUAUGUACCGUUUCGUACGGAUAUAUCAUCAGCAAUUGGUGUACGACGACCAGCUUUAAUGGUAUUGAUUAAAAAACAUGAUAAUUAUCAAGAAUUAUAUGAUGAAUGUGAACAAAAAAUUCGUGAAUUAAUGAUUGAAUUUAUGAAAACUAUUUGAAUUAUUUGAACAAAAAAAAAACAUUGAUUUUG
Molecule: messenger RNA, 869 nt
Organism: Dermatophagoides pteronyssinus (European house dust mite)
Lineage: Eukaryota; Metazoa; Arthropoda; Arachnida; Sarcoptiformes; Pyroglyphidae
Gene: NHP2
Product: NHP2 ribonucleoprotein
Molecular function (GO): RNA binding
Source: RefSeq, a predicted model, not a curated record